ACACAGGAACAGCCUACGUGUUUUCCUCCUGAGGUAAAGUGCACUGUGCGUUUCCUCACACGUCUGGCAAUGGAUCUAAAGCUUCGCAGCUUCGCCCCUUGUGUUUGAGCUGAUUUUAAAAUCCAGUCCCUUCACUGUUGUUAUCCACAUCCUCAUCAUCAUCAGACCCAGCGGGAGCAGAGAGGAAGAAGAAGAUGGGGUGCUGCUCGGCACGAUGCAUGCUGAUCCUCCUGUGUUGCCUGCAGUUGAUAACUGCGCUGGAGAGGCAGGUGUUCGACUUCCUCGGCUACCAGUGGGCUCCCAUCAUGAUCAACUUCUUUCACAUCAUCGUGGUCAUCCUGGGCCUGUUUGGUGUCAUCCAGUACAGACCACGUUAUGUUAUUAUGUACCUGCUGUGGACGUUGUUGUGGGUUGGCUGGAAUGUCUUUGUUAGCUGUCUCUACUUGGAUCUGGGAGGGCUUUCAAAGGACAGCGAUAUACUCUCCCUGGGAGUGUCGUCGCAUCGCUCGUGGUGGAAGGACAACGGGCCGGGGUGCGAGAGCGAGGGCCUUCCCUCCGCCGGGUGGCAGAACCAGCAGAACCCGGAGCUGACCACCGUGCUGAGCUGCUGGCUGGAAUACCAGUACAUAGAAAUCCUGCACUGCAUCGUCCAGCUCCUCGUUUCACUCCUGGGAUUUGUUUAUGCCUGCUACAUCGUCAGCACUUCCUUAGAUGAGGAAGACAGCUUUAAUUUCAUUGGUGAAUUUCAUCAUCCAUGUAAACCCUCUCAGUUGAUCUUCUAGUGUACAGUCCUGCGGAUUAUAAAUAACCACAAAAAUAAAGUGGUUGAGGAAAAGCCGAGAAGGAGCCGGGCAGAAGGGGAGACAACUUCAUCGACUGUCAUCGUGUAAUUGCUUUGGCCUGGUUGUCAAUAAAAACAUCUGUCGCAGAUGCUGAACCUCACUGUGCACAAACUGUACACACUGUCCUGAGUUAAGAGGGGAAUGUUACUGUACAUCCAGUAUAUCACUGUAUAAAAAGUGUAGACCUACUCAUAAUGUGUUUUUCCUCAGGCCUCAAAUGCAGUAAAUCUACAUCUACCUCUGUAUGUGUGUGUGUGUGUGUGCGCGCGUGUUCAAAAGAGAUAGAAAUCACUAGAUAUUAACCACUCAAGUACAAAAGAAAAGUGUGAUUUAAAAGAUGUAAAUAAAUAGCUGUUUUUUUCUGAUGUUUUGUAAAAUGUAUAAAUUAUUAAUAAGUGUCAUUUCAGUUAGAAAAAGUGACCAUCCCAACGUGUGUAGUGUAUGAUGCAAUUCAGUGAAAUAAACCACGUCUACAAUACACCUUUUAA
Siniperca chuatsi (mandarin fish) is the source of this 1330-nucleotide messenger RNA. It is a transcript of the gene nkain5, whose product is annotated as sodium/potassium transporting ATPase interacting 5. The record is from RefSeq and is a predicted model, not a curated record. The transcript has 7 exons. NCBI's taxonomy places the organism in Eukaryota, Metazoa, Chordata, Actinopteri, Centrarchiformes, Sinipercidae. The coding region runs from base 195 to 782 and encodes 195 amino acids. Gene Ontology annotation, biological process: regulation of sodium ion transport.